Molecule: messenger RNA, 870 nt
Organism: Oppiella nova
Lineage: Eukaryota; Metazoa; Arthropoda; Arachnida; Sarcoptiformes; Oppiidae
Source: the annotation of a GenBank genome assembly
AUGAGAUGGUGGUUCACGUACUGGUCGCGACACGGUGUACCAGGGCCAAACUUCAUGGAGUACGACCUGUUUUACAACAUACACCACGACUACAUCUUGAACGCCGUACAAAAAUAUGGCCGCAUUUAUGGCACAUACAUAGGGACGAGUAGGUCGCUGGUGGUGAACGAGCCCGACCUGCUCCGGGACAUAAUGGUCCGAGAUUUUCACGUAUUCCCCGAUCACAGACACUUUGACCCCGGGUCUACCAAGGUGAGCAAGCUCAUGUACUUCAUGCCGGGAGACGACGACUGGAAGCGCGUCCGAUCCAUAGUGUCCGCGGCGUUCACGUUGGGAAAAGUGCGGGCAAUGAUGGCACACAUCGACCACAUUUGCGACACCUUUGUCGACAACCUGGACGCGCACCGGAGGAAAGAAAUCGCUUUACAAUUGGACCUAGGUGAACCGGUAAAUAUGCGUCUAUAUUUCGGUGCCUUUUUAAUGGACGUCAUCAGCGCCUGUGCCUACGGCAUAAACCCCGAGUCCAUAAAUAACCUCGAUCAUCCCAUUGUGACCAACGCUAAACGAAUAUUAAGCGUGGAUGGUUUUCGUAUGCUAUUCUUGGUCUUAGCACCCUGGUUAGCCAAACUGUUAAAGUUACAGCUUUUUGACACCAAUUCUAUUGACUAUUUCGAUGAACUGACCAAGCAAAUAUUUAAAGAGAGAAAGGCUAUAAGUGAGCACCCUGCCAAACGUCGCAUAGAUUUCAUACAAUUAAUGAUAGACUCGGAAAAUACGGACAAAGACCUGGACUAUAAUACCCACAGCGAUGGGGAACAGGACGUCGAGUCGACUGACGCCCCGACAAAAGGCCUACGAGUGGUGAGAUGA